AUGAGCGAACAAAAUAUUUCGGAUAUAAAGGAGAACCUCAAUUUUAUUGUGAACGAAGAUGAGGAGUUCUUAAACAUAUUUAAUUAUAAAAACAUUAAAUGUUAUAAGACUCCCAAUUAUAUAUAUAUAGGACAAGUUAAAGAUAAUGACGAUAUGGCUACAUUUAAAAAUAAGGACGACAAUAUAAAUAACAAAGAUGUAAUUAAAAAGUCACAAACUAAAACUUUAGGGGCACAAAAAGAUAAAGUUGAUAAAAAUAAAAAUAAAAAAAAUUAUAAUUCUAUAAAAAAUGGAUAUGGUGCACUAAUAUCUAUAACAAAAAAUAUUGAUGGUUAUGAAAUUAUAACAAAUAAAUUUAUUGGUAAUUGGGUUAAUGAUAAAAGAAAUGGAUUAGGUUUUAAUAUAGAUAUAUAUAAAAAUAUAUAUUAUGGAUAUUAUGAAAAUAAUUUAAAAAAUGGUUGGGGUUAUUAUAAAUGGUUUCGAAGUGGAUCUACAUAUGAAGGAAAUUGGAUAGACAAUAUGAUGAAUGGUAAAGGUUUGUAUAUUAAUAAAAAAUAUAUAUAUGAAGGAGAUUUUUAUAAUAAUCUUUUUAUUAAUUCUAAAUGUGAAUGGAUAGAUAUAUUAGAAAUAGAAAUGAAAAAUAUGAAUAAAAAUUAUAUUAUUACAAAUGGGAGUAAUAACAAACUAUCUAAUGAUAUAUAUUUAAUUAUUCUUCCUUUUAAUUUUAUCAAAAUUAAUUUAAAAAAAAUAGCUACUUAUAUUAAAUAUAAUUAUAAUAAAAUACCAUUUUUAAUAUGCACCAAAAAAUUUAUACAACAAAAUAAACGAUUCGAUAUUACAAAGUUUAUUUUUUUAAGUUACUAUUUAGAUUCCUCAGAAAAAUUAAAUGAUGUAAAUAUGGAUUCUCUUAUUUUUGAUACCAAUAAAAAUGAAAAAGAAAAAAAUAUAUCAAAAAAUUAUGAUGAUUCUAUUUUGUCAGAAGAUAAAGAUAGUAAUUCAUCCAUAAAAAUACAAACAAAUAUUGAAAAAAUAUAUACUGAUGAUAAAUCAAAAAGUAAGUAUUUGAAUAAAUUUAACGAUAUGAGCAUAAGUAGCCAUUCUAGUGAUUCAAAAGGAGAAAAUAAUUCAACCAGUUCAACUAAUUCUAAUGAUAAAUGUAGUGACACAAAUGAUUCUAUUUCUAAUAGUGAUUGCAGUGAUAACUAUAAUUCAGAACAUUCAAGUUCCUCACAGAUAUCUUUACCAUCUAUAACAUCUAAGGAAUCACUUAGUAGUAUUUUUUCACAACAUGAUUCAAUAAAAAGAUGUAAUACAUAUGAAAGUCAGUUAAAUAAUAUACCAGAUUAUGCAGAUACAUCAUAUAUAUCAUCUACUAAUAAUAAAGAAGCAACCACAUCUGUAAUUGGUUCGAACGAAGAAGGAAAUAAUAAUAUACAGGAAUGCAAAGACCAUUCAUAUAUUCAUAUAGAAGAAAAUGAAGAAAAAAACAAAAAAAAGAAAAACGAAAUAAAUAACUUAAUUAAUAAGUAUUUGAAUAUAUAUAUUGAUACAGACAGUAGUUCUAGUGAAUAUUCUUUAAUAUCAAGUGAUAUGGAAAAAAUAAAAAAUGAAAAUCAUCUGUCAAAAAUGAAUAUAAAUAAUGAUAAGGAAGAAUUAAAAAAAAAUAAUUCAUUUAAAAAUAUAAAUAAAAUACCUGAAUCAAAUGUAUUAUAUGAUGAUAUAAAUAUAAUUAGAAAAAAAAUAUCCAAGGAUAUAUCAAAAAUAAGGAUAAAUAUAAAUCUUUUAAAUACAUUAAGAAAUUCUAAUAUAUCAUGUAUAUAUAGAAUAUGGAAGAAGAUAAAGAAUUCUUUAAAAAUGAAAUAUCCAUUUAUUAUUAAUUUUAAUAUAAAGAAAAAUAUAUAUCAAAAUGUUAAUGAAAAUAAUAUAUCUUUAAAUACAUUUACAAUACCAGAAUGGUGGAAUUUGGAUCUUUAUUUUGGAGAAUCUGAAAACAAAAUAUGUCAUGACAUUUUCGAUCCUUUAUAUUUUCAAUACAAUAAGGGAUACAAAAAAAUUAUGAAUAAAAGUAAUAUAGAACAAUAUGAUAAAGAACAAGAAGAUAAUAUGUCUGAUAUAUUUAACAUGAAAAUGUUUCUAUCGACAGACUUGUUGAUAGACAAUACGGAUGACAUUCCUCAACUAAAAAAUAUAAUAAAGGAUAAGUUUACAAAAUUAUCCUAUAUCAAUAAUUUAUUUUUUAUAAUUAUAGAUAUAAAUGAUAUAUAUUAA
Plasmodium adleri (nom. inval.) is the source of this 2268-nucleotide messenger RNA. RefSeq names its product conserved Plasmodium protein, unknown function. The record is from RefSeq and is a predicted model, not a curated record. The coding region runs from base 1 to 2268 and encodes 755 amino acids. Lineage: Eukaryota; Apicomplexa; Aconoidasida; Haemosporida; Plasmodiidae. The transcript has 3 exons.